Molecule: messenger RNA, 620 nt
Organism: Euleptes europaea (tarantolino)
Lineage: Eukaryota; Metazoa; Chordata; Lepidosauria; Squamata; Sphaerodactylidae
Gene: LDLRAD1
Product: low density lipoprotein receptor class A domain containing 1
Exons: 4
Coding region: 78-614 (178 amino acids)
Molecular function (GO): protein binding
Source: RefSeq, a predicted model, not a curated record
UUGAAGUUGGUCUAAAGUCUUCUCUUUCUGACAGAUACUUUACUUGUGAUCCACCAGGCUGCUGCAAGGAUGGUUCCAUGUGCAUCCUUUGCACUCGACGAUGCAUCUGUGUCUCUGCCAUCGCUCUGCUUAUAGUUGGCAUCAUAGCUAUUAUCAUUGCAUUGGUUGUUACUGUUGGAAUCCCUCCAUCUACAUCAGUAAAUCGCUUGUGUAUUACUACCAAUAAUCAGACAGGCUUUUUAUGCGAUAACAGAGAGGCCUGUAUUCCAGCCAGCCAGGUCUGUGACCAAAGAAGAAAUUGUGCAAAUGGGGAGGAUGAGCAAGAGUCAUUGUGUGGUGAUUUGCCCAACAGCCUUCCAGGAUACCUCAUAUUUUAUUGCAGCAACCCCAAGUUUUGGAUCUAUGCUGACAAAAGAUGUAAUGGGAUGAAUGACUGUGGAGAUUGCUCUGAUGAAACAGGGACCUGGGCCAGUUGUCCUGCUUGUGGGCCUCAGUGGUGGAGAUGCACAUUGGUAGUCUUCCAUGAUUACUGUGCCUGCAUUCCCAGGAGUUUUUGCAGAGAUGGCGUACAGCACUGUUCAGACUGGUCUGAUGAAUAUAUCUGCUCAAGAUAAGCAGCC